Molecule: messenger RNA, 6329 nt
Organism: Danaus plexippus (monarch butterfly)
Lineage: Eukaryota; Metazoa; Arthropoda; Insecta; Lepidoptera; Nymphalidae
Exons: 14
Coding region: 344-6253 (1969 amino acids)
Biological process (GO): regulation of DNA-templated transcription
Cellular component (GO): nucleus; chromatin
Molecular function (GO): histone H3K36 methyltransferase activity; protein binding
Source: RefSeq, a predicted model, not a curated record
AUAAAUACAUAGUUACUAUACUGUUUGACACUCACUCAUACAGAUUUUCAUGGUGGUUUUCGCGGCACUCGGCGUCAUUGAACUUAUUUCCUUUUGUAAAUCAAAAACUAAGUGAUAAUAUUUGUUUAUUAUUGUUGUACCUUUAAGAAUCAAGAUCGAAUAACGUGUUGACUCGCCGUAUUCGUUUAUUUCAUUAUUAUUAUGCACAUGCAGUUACUUUAAAGAAAUGAUGCAAAUGAAAUAUGAAAUAUUUGAUCAAUUUUAAUAUCGCAUUUUCGAUAUAGCGUUGACCGCGUUACGUCAUUUAUAAAGUAAUCAAUGAAUAUAACAGCUUCAACACGAAAUGGAUGAAUCUGAGGACAAUUUGAGUGCUGAGGAGAUAAAACUUGAAGAUGGUUCAUCUGUUAAAGUUAAAUCAAAAAAGCGGUCUCUUGUUGAGAGGGAGCUUGAAACAAAUUUAACAGCCAGGGUUACCUCUCCGAUCAUGAAUAGAGAUGCCUCAAGCACUAGUCGCUAUGGGAGGGCUCGUCGGUUGAAAAACGAGGCAGAUUUCUGUGAUACUGAUAAAGCUGUGACGAAAUGCUUAAAAUCACCAAAACGUGAAGUAACAAAGUCACCGAAUAAGAUUCAAUCGCCAGCCUAUAAAAUGCAUGCCUCAAACUCUCCUAUAAGAGUUGAGACACCAAAAAAAGAAUCUUUGAAUAAUCAAAUCGAAAGCAUUUACAGCGAAAACAUUUCAUUGAGCCGUUUCAGACCUGAAGAAAAAAAAUCUGCUGCAAAAAAGUUUCCCAAAGUAUAUAUCAGGAAAGAUCUCAUACAGACCAAGGAGAAAGAAAUCGAUGACACUGUUGUAUUGAUAAAAAAUAUAUUCUCACCGACCAACAGUAUAACAAAAACAAAGCCAAAUUUCAAUACAGAAUCGUCAGCUGAGAAAAAUUAUUCAAAUAAGAUGAACAAUUAUAUGAAUACAUUGUCUGUUGUUAAGACAUUGGAUUUUGAUGGUAAUAGAAAGAAAAAGCGGGAAGACAGGACAUCGUUAUCUAAGAGUGAGCUUUUUGAUUUGGAGGCGCAAUCCGAAUAUCAAGUAGGGGAUCUGGCCUGGGCUAGGAUGGGGAGCUACCCAUUUUGGCCGUGCAUCAUAACCAGAGACCCGCAUAGUGGAAUGUUUGUUAAAAAAAAGUUAUUCGGUCGUAUCGAGCGCGACGUUAUGCAUGUUACCUUCUUCGGUGAUAAUGGCCGCCGCGGCUGGAUCGUGGACAGUAUGCUCAGAAAAUUCCUAGGCCAGCUUGAAUUUGAAGCGGCAAGGAUGAACUUUAGCACUGAGGCAAAGAAAAAAGACCCAAGAUUGUUUGCUGCAUUUUUUAUAUCAGAAAAGAAGACACCACAAUGGCAGAUAUCGGUGGAAGAGGCAGAGGCAUUGCUUAGGGAACCGAAACGAUUAAGAAUUGACAUACUAAAUGAUAUGAUUGAAAAGUCCAGGGCCUUGAAAACUACACCCAAACCAGAAAAAGGCAGAAAAAUUACUAGAACAAACAGCGAUGUUUCGUUGAGUGAAAGUUUGUAUGACACAUUAUUUUCCGAAGAUGACAGCAAGGUUAAAGAAACAGAAAGAUCUAGAAGUAAAAGUAGAAAUAAGUCAUUGGAUGUCUCCGAGGUCGUAACAGCCUGUUUGGAUAAUAUGGCCGCCAAAACCGGUAUAACGAGAAUACAGAGGCAAUCACAUAUGGACAGAUGGUUACAGAAGGCUAAAUCCAAAACUCCAGAGAAAUCCCAUCAUAAAACUCAAAUCAGAGAAAGCAGUAGUUCAAAACCAAAGAAAAAAAAUAAAGACAAGAAUAAUAAAAUCACGUCUGAUAACAAACACAACGACCAUGAUUACAGCCGAGAUUACAGUCCGAAAGAUAGUCCAAUCGUCAUCGAGGAUGAAAUAGAAUGUAACGCUGGAGUAUUCGAUAUACAGCCUGGUUCAGGAAUCGGCAUUAUAUCGAAGGUUGAGACGCUCUGUGGUAAAGACAAACAAGAUCACGAAAAAGGUCGCAUUAUAAAUGAGGUAGCACAAGAAAAUGCUGGUGCACAGAAUACAGAUGUUGAACAAGUAAAUUGCGUCGAAUCAGUUCUAUGUGGUACUGAACAUAACAAUGAGAUAUCCCCAAAAGUGGUAUCCCAGAUCAGUACCGACGUCGAGAGUGACGUUGAACAGAUAAAUUCCGUUGAAUCACCAGAAAUAUCAUCAAUACAAUCUGAAUAUAACGAUGAUGAUAAAAAUGAACCCGAACUGUUGUGUGAUCAAAACGACAUCGAAGUAAGCGCUCUGAACAUUAAUGGCAUCAAAAAUACACAUUCAAUAUACACUAAGAUACCGGAUGUUACGGAUAAUAAUAUUUUGGAUAAUAUAUUCGCCACGGAUGACAGCUCUAGUGAUGUGGACACGAACAAUGAAAGCGUCGAUGAUAAAUCGACCAACAAUGAAAUCAAGGAAGCAUCGAUAGAUUUAAAUAACGUGAAUGAGGAGGGUAAAGAAGUAGAAGAUAAAGAUCCAGAAAAGAGCAGUCCGUCUAGAGAUGUGACAGGUCAAAAUGCAUCACCGAUUCAUGAUCGGGGCGAGAAUUUAAAUAAAAUUACUAACAGUGUUGAAAGCUCAUUAGACUUAGAUCAGAAUACAAACGCUAUAAUUAACAAUGACUCACUAAACAAAGAAAAUCAGGACGCGAAAGAUCAAGAAGCAAUGAAUGUUAACAAGAAUGAAUUAUGUGAAAAGGAUAAUAUAAAUCAAGAAUUGGAUAGUGUUGUAGAAAAUAUUUCACCAGACAUAGAAACUUUAAGACGUCGAAGGCGUUGUUUGAAUGUGCCUUUAAACAAAUCUAUCGAUAUUGUUACGAAAACAAGUGAAGAUAAAUCGAAUAUCGACAAAGAAGAGAAUUGUGAUAAUAAUUUAAAUGAAACUGCCGAUGAAUUACCUCAAAAUGUUAGCAAUAACGAAAAAGUAGAUAGUAUGGAAAAUGAUCGAGAAAUAUUGGCAAUAAAUGAUAUGCGGAACCCAUGCGGCGAUAAUGAUAAUGUAGAUUUGGAAACUAAUGAAGAAUCUAGUAGCACUACUCAGGUUAAUACAUCUGAAGAAAAUGAAAAUCAAAAUGCAACAAAGACUGAAUUAACUAUUAAUACUAAUACAAACAGCUCGGAUGAGGAAGCUGAGGGUAAAAAUCCCAUCAUAACAGAUGAGCUAUCAGAUCAAAAUGAUGGGAAAGCAGAUGAGAUUAAAGAAAUGGAGAUGGAAAAAGAUAAUGAUAAUGUAUCAGUUGUAUCAGAGGGCAGCGAUAUAUCAAGAAAGAAACGCGCCAGAGACAAGCCGUCUGAUAAGAAAUCUUUGUUAUCUGAUGUAGAAUUCCUGAAAUAUCUGGAAUUGAGACAGGAUGCGGUCAUAGACGAGCAUCCCGAGCUCUCGCAGGAAGACAUCACUAGCUAUUUAUACAAAACCUGGAUAUAUGAGGAAAAUUUGAAACCAGAUAUAAAGAAAUGCGAUGACAUAGACCAAGCUAAUUUAGUGAAGGGUUUGAACUUAGACCCAGCGCCGGUCAAAAAAGUCAGGAAGAGGGUUAAAGUUGACAAAGAGAUUGCGUGCGAGGACAUCGCGACCAAAGAGAAAUCUAAAAGAAAAAUAAUACGCCCAUACUAUAAAGAGGAAUUUUCAGACGGGGAUGAUAGUGUGGAAUAUUUUGAUAUAUUUAAAUCUAAAAAGGACCAAAAAGGACCAAUUGUGGACAGUAAAGAAAUAUAUCAGAGCGACGGAACUGUCCUCGAACGUAUUAUAAACGUAGACGAAUACGUUCAGGACGAAUACGAUGACGUCGAAGAAUACUUCAGACAGCUAACAGCGCCUAAACCUAACGUCUUUAAGGGUUACGCGAGGGAAAAGGUGUGCGACAUAUGCGAGAAAGUCGGCGGCUUAGUCAAGUGCAAGGGUUGCCAUUCGAUGUUUCAUGUGGAAUGUGACAAGAAGGAAAUCGAGGUUAUAGAAUGCCAGACGCCAACAAGAGGCAGGAGGAGGAAGAAGAAAACUAGAGGAAGGAAGACCAGGGACGAUCACAACCAAGACUCCGGCAGCGACGAGAAGUCGCAAGACACCAACGGCUCGGACGAAUUACAUAUGUCGCUGGAAGAAGAAUCUCAUAUAAUAGCAAAUGCGGACGAUUUUGAGGCUCAAAUGUCCGUAAGAAUGCAAGAAAUACUCAAGGAUCAGGACAUUCAGUACGAUUUCUAUUCACGCGAGGAGUUGGAUUGGAACGACACUCACGCGGGCGAAUGUAAGGUCGUGGACAUAAAGCCGAGAAUGGAUUCCAUAGAAAUAACGGAUUAUUCGGAAUUCAAAUGCAAGAACUGCCAGAAAUACGAUCCGCCGGUAUGUUUCGUGUGUAAAUAUCCUAUAUCGCCCAAAGAGAAACAGGGUCACAGGCAGAAAUGUCAAGUGGCUCAUUGCAAUAAGUAUUACCACUUGGAAUGCUUGGACCAUUGGCCCCAAACACAAUUCAACGGGGGAGAAAUUUCUAGAACGAACAAGUUCAGCGAAGCCCUGACUUGCCCGAGGCACGUCUGCCACACUUGUGUCUGUGACGAUCCCAGGGGUUGUAAGACGAGAUUCAGCGGUGAUAAAUUAGCGAGAUGCGUUCGCUGUCCGGCCACUUACCACACAUUCACGAAAUGUCUACCGGCUGGGUCACAGAUACUGACCGCCUCCCAUAUAAUAUGUCCACGACAUUAUGAACACAGGCCUGGCAAAGUCCCCUGCCACGUGAACACCGGCUGGUGUUUCAUAUGCGCCCUGGGCGGAUCUCUGAUAUGUUGUGAAUACUGCCCGACGUCCUUUCACGCUGAGUGCCUUAAUAUUAAACCUCCCGAGGGUGGUUAUAUGUGCGAGGACUGUGAGACUGGUAGACUACCGCUGUACGGAGAAAUGGUCUGGGUGAAGCUAGGACACUACAGGUGGUGGCCAGGUAUAAUUCUUCAUCCGUCUGAGAUUCCAGACAACAUCCUAACCGUGAAACAUACCCUCGGUGAAUUUGUGGUCAGAUUUUUUGGACAAUACGACUACUACUGGGUCAAUAGAGGCAGAGUGUUCCCAUUCCAAGAAGGUGAUUCGGGUAAAGUUUCUAGUCAGAAAUCCAAGAUAGAUGCAGCAUUCACUAUGGCGAUGGAGCACGCACAAAGAGCUUGUUCGAUUUUGAAAAUGGCUGCGCCGAAUGAAGAAGAGUCUUCUGACAUAGCAUCUUCAUUGUUACCACCUCAUUAUGUUAAAUUGAAGGUGAAUAAACCUUGCGGGUCACUCUGCGGCAAGAAAAUAGAUUUAGAGGAAAGUUCAUUGACCCAGUGCGAAUGUGACCCUAAUGAUGUCGAUCCUUGCGGUCCCUAUACUCAAUGUCUCAAUAGAAUGCUUCUGACUGAGUGCGGGCCGACGUGUCGCGCCGGAGAUCGCUGUAACAACAGAGCGUUCGAGAAACGUCUUUACCCCAGGCUGGGACCCUACCGCACCCCGCAUAGAGGCUGGGGGCUACGGACCAUGCAGGAUUUAAGAGCUGGCCAGUUCGUUAUAGAGUAUGUGGGGGAGCUGAUAGACGAGGAGGAGUUCAGACGUCGCAUGAACAGGAAACACGAGGUUCGGGAUGAGAACUUCUAUUUUUUAACGUUGGACAAAGAGCGCAUGAUAGACGCCGGGCCGAAAGGGAAUCUGGCGAGGUUUAUGAAUCAUUCCUGUGAGCCUAAUUGCGAAACACAAAAGUGGACGGUGUUGGGCGACGUGCGUGUGGGAUUGUUCGCGUUACGUGACAUACCGGCAAACAGCGAGCUCACAUUCAACUAUAACCUGGAGACGUCGGGUAUUGAGAAGAAAAGAUGUAUGUGUGGAGCCAAGAGGUGUUCAGGAUAUAUAGGGGCUAAGCCUAAACAGGAGGACCAACCAAAGAAAAUCAAGCCGCAGGUGAAAAGGAUUUACAGGAAGCGCAAAGCGGAAGAAUCGCCGUCCACGAGCCAGUACAAGAAACGAGGCAGACCCAUAAAACCGCGAGAGCUGACCGAAAUAGAAAAAGAUCUUUUAAUCAUAAAAAAUGCGACCAACGGCCUGUCUAGCGAUUCAGAGUGCUCCAGGAUAAGCAUGGACAGCUGCAAAGAUAUAAAGGCGCUCAAAAGGAAAAGAAUCAACCUGUCCACCGAGGAGUUGUCCCCGAAGAGGUCUAAGACGGAUGAAAUGAAUUUGGUUUAUUGACGGACAUUCGGAUUUAUAUUGUAAAUAUUAUUCAGUCAUCGCUUUACAUAUCGCAUAAAUGUAUAUUCAAGAUUUA